GGAUUGGUUUAUUGUACGGAGUUGACGGGCCGUGGUGCACAAGCGCCCUAAGUCUGUGGUAAUCUGUGUAGAAAAGUAAAAUCGUGUUCAUGUUUUUUUGCGAUUUCUAAUGUAGAUUUUCAAUUAAGUUUAAAUUGUAGGCGACUCGAAAACGAGUCCUUUACCUAAAAUAUUUUCCAAAAAUUUGUGAAACAUGGCUCUUAAUAGACUAUUUGCUAAUUUAUCAAUUACAUCGACAUAUAUUUGUAGACAGCGAAUUCACACCUGUACUGUUAGUUUUGCUAGCAAGCCUAAUAUUAUUAAGCCAAGACCAGGCUUUGGUAAAGCUUACAGGCGUAUCGUACACUUUCCAGAAGAGUACACCGUGAAACCAUUAGAGGUUACAAAUUUAGCGGGCAGGGACCCAAUUACUGGUAGAGUUGUGGCUAAAGGUAUCGGUGGAGGUAUCAAACAUAAAUACCAUUGGAUAGCAUGGGUUAGGGAUGGGCCCAAAGAAGGUCCACCACAAGAAGAGAAAGUGAUACAGGUUAUGGAAGAUGGAUGUAGAACUUCAAAUAUUGCCCUUGUCGCUGUUGGUGAUAAACUAAAGUACAUAUUAGCAACAGAGAACAUGAAGGCAGGAGACAUAUUGAAGACUUCUAGAGAUCUACCAAGGAUACCCGUUAGAGCUAAUGAAGGAGAUGCUUAUGUAUUAGGUGCUUUGCCAUUUGGUACAAUUGUACAUUGUAUUGAAAAAGAUCCAGGACAUGGCGGUCUAUAUAUCCAUGCAGCUGGAACAUAUGGAACUAUUCUCAGGAAACAAGAGGACAGAGUUAUAGUUCAGAUGCCUUCUAAAAGAUUGUUCAGCUUUGAUCAACAUUGUAUGGCUGUUGUAGGUAGAUUAUCAAACAUUGAGCACGGCAACACACCUAUUGGUUCUCCUCAGCGCAACAGGUGGCUCGGAAAUCGACCAAGGUCUGGUCUAUGGAAAAGAAAAGACGGUAGACACGGAAGAAAGAUCAGACCCCCUAAGCCGGUCAAGGAAAUUGCACACAAUACCAAGUCAAAAAUACCUGCAAUCCAGAUGACAAUGCAUCCUUAGAAUGCAUGUAUAUAGAUGAAUGAAUGAUUGUUAUAAUAAAAUUAAGAUUGUAUUUAG
This is a messenger RNA of Diatraea saccharalis (sugarcane borer), 1138 nucleotides long. The record is from the annotation of a GenBank genome assembly. Lineage: Eukaryota; Metazoa; Arthropoda; Insecta; Lepidoptera; Crambidae.